AUGUCACUCGAAGCUCGAGUGAAGUCUGUCCUGUCGGGCGAUACCGUCGUCCUGGCACAUGUCCAGAACCCAGGACAAGAACGCGUCCUGAGCUUGGCCUAUGUCUCAGCGCCGCGCUUACGGCGUGAGGGUGAUGAGGCAUACGGCUUCCAGGCUCGGGAAUUCCUGCGUGAGCUUUUAGUCGGUAAGGUGAUCAAGUUCGACGUUGUCUACUCGAUUCCAACUGGCGCCAAGCGUGAGUACGGAAUCAUCAAACUUCCCGGCUUCGAUGCGCAGCUGCCCGAUAUCAGUGUGCAAGAGGGAUGGUGCAAGGUCCGUGAGGAGGCUGGAAAACGCAGUGAUGAAUCGGAAGAGACUGCGGCUUUCCUUGCGCGGCUGCGCGCUCUGGAAUCGCUCGCCCAGGAUGCGGGACACAUCGAGACCAGCUACGAAUUGACCGAUGGUGCGGCCUUGGUGCAGAGAUUCAAGGGCCAACAGCUGGAAGGUAUUAUCGAGAGAAUCCUGAAUGGAGACCGGCUUGUGCUGCGUCUGUUGUUGUCCCCCAAGGAGCAUGUGCAGACCAUUGUGGCUAUUGCUGGAAUCCGCUGCCCAGCUGCCAAACGCACCACCGCCGACGGCAAAGAACAGGCUGGAGAGCCAUUUGGUGAUGAGGCAUAUCAGUUCGUGGAAUCUCGACUGCAGCAGCGGAAGGUCAAGGUCUCUCUCCUCGGUGUGACCCCUCAGGGUCAAUUGAUCGCUACUGUCCUGCAUCCCAACGGCAACAUUGCCCGUUUCUUGCUGGAGCAGGGUUUGGCCCGUUGCCACGACCACCACUCAACCUUGCUAGGCGGUGAUAUGGCUGGUCUUCGCCAGGCCGAGCGCAGUGCCAAGGACGCCCGCAAGGGUAUCUUCACCAAUCUAGCCGUCCCCAGGGCGACCGGUGCUGCCGCAGCCGACUAUACUGUCACCCGCGUCCUCAAUGCUGAUACUAUCUUCAUCCGAAACAAGGCCGGCCAAGAGAAGAAGAUCAGCAUCACGAGCAUUCGUCAACCCAAGCCUUCUGACCCCAAGCAAUCUCCAUUCUCUGCAGAUGCUAAGGAGUUCCUGCGCAAGCGUAUUAUCGGUAAGCACGUCAAGGUUACCGUCAAUGGAAAGAAGCCUGCCACCGAGGGCUUCGAGGAGCGUGAAGUUGCUACCGUUGUCCAGGGCAACACUGAUGUUGGUCUGGCAUUGGUCGAGGCCGGUUAUGCUUCUGUGAUUCGCCACCGUGCGGACGACGAUGACCGCUCCCCCGACUACGAUUCACUCUUGGUUGCUGAAGCUGAGGCCCAGAAGGAAGGCCGCGGGAUGUGGAACCCCAAGCCCCCCAAGGCUAAGCAGCUGGUAGAUUACUCGGAGAAUGUCCAGAAAGCUAAGCUCGAAGUCGGCGUCUUGCAGCGAUCAAAGCGUAUCCCAGCUGUGGUCGACUUUGUCAAGUCCGGCUCCCGUUUCACUGUCCUGGUUCCCCGCGAGAACGCUAAGCUUACUCUGGUCCUGUCUGGUAUUCGUGCCCCUCGAUCUGCCCGCGGGCCGGGUGAGGCUGGCGAGCCAUUCGGUCAAGAAGCCCAUGACCUUGCUAACCGCCGUUGCUUGCAACGCGACGUUGAGAUUGAUGUUGAGACCAUCGACAAGGUCGGUGGGUUCAUCGGUACUCUGUACGUAAACAAGGAGAACUUCACCAAGAUUUUGCUCGAGGAAGGUCUUGCCACUGUCCACGCAUACUCCGCCGAGCAAUCCGGCCACGCCAACGAGUACUUCGCAGCAGAAGAGCGCGCCAAGGAUGCUCGCAAGGGUCUCUGGCACGACUACGAUCCCAACAAGGAAGCGGCUGAGGCCGAGGCCGCCGAGGCAACUCACUCCAACGGUGGAGCUGAUACCGAAGACGCCUCCGCUCGACGCAAGGACUACCGCGACGUGACCAUCACCCACGUUGACCCCGCCACCGGUCGCCUAAAGCUUCAGCAAAUCGGCCAAGGCACCAGUGCCCUGACGGAGCUAAUGUCGUCCUUCCGCGCCUUCCACCUCGACAAGGCCAAUGCCAAGCCCCUCGAAGGUGCGCCCAAGGCAGGCGACUGGGUCUCUGCCCAGUUCAGUGAAGAUGGCAACUGGUACCGUGCCAAGGUGCGCCGCAAUGACCGCGAGAACAAGACGGCGGAGGUCGUCUAUAUCGAUUUCGGUAACUCCGAAUCUCUGCCAUGGUCCAGCCUCCGCCCUCUGGGCCAACAGUUCAGCGGCCAGAAGCUGCGUCCUCAAGCCACCUUCGACCGCGAGCUGGCCGCUAACGUCGAUUAUAUCGACGCCGAAGGCACCCUAUAUAUUACUCUCUUAGACGGCAACUCUGAGAGCCUUGAACAAAGCAUCAAUGCUGAUAUUAUUCGCGAGGGCCUGGCCCUGGUACCCCGCAAGCUAAAGGCGUGGGAGCGUGCCGCCUCCAAAACUAUCGAGAACCUCCGUGAGCUUCAGGCCGAGGCCCAAGCUGAGCGUCGGGGCAUCUGGGAGUACGGUGACCUGACCGAGGACUAA
Molecule: messenger RNA, 2541 nt
Organism: Penicillium chermesinum
Lineage: Eukaryota; Fungi; Ascomycota; Eurotiomycetes; Eurotiales; Aspergillaceae
Product: putative transcription factor (Snd1/p100)
Exons: 4
Coding region: 1-2541 (846 amino acids)
Biological process (GO): regulatory ncRNA-mediated gene silencing; mRNA catabolic process
Cellular component (GO): cytosol; RISC complex; nucleus
Molecular function (GO): RNA binding; nuclease activity
Source: RefSeq, a predicted model, not a curated record